Messenger RNA from Jaculus jaculus (lesser Egyptian jerboa), 1538 nucleotides. It is a transcript of the gene Sertad3, whose product is annotated as SERTA domain containing 3. Gene Ontology annotation, cellular component: nucleus. Bases 16 to 930 code for a protein of 304 amino acids. The transcript is spliced from 2 exons. Gene Ontology annotation, biological process: positive regulation of DNA-templated transcription. The record is from RefSeq and is a predicted model, not a curated record. NCBI's taxonomy places the organism in Eukaryota, Metazoa, Chordata, Mammalia, Rodentia, Dipodidae.
CCUUGGGGUCCAGGCAUGAGCCGUGUGGCCGUUCCCUGUCCCCUCCCUGAAGUCGGAAUCUUGGUCCGGCAGGAAGGAGGGGGGUUGGGGGCAGGAUCGGGCGGUGCCCUCGGCGUCCGGCCCGUGUCUCCGCCCAGCCAAUCGGCGCCCCGCAGUGGGCAGCAUUCCAGCCAAUCACAGCUCUCGGUUGGGCUCUGGGCGGGGCUCAGCGGGCCGUCCAGCGAGAGGCCCCCGGGAAGGUGCGCGAGCGAGCUUUCUAUCCACCCUGGGGGUGGGGGGUCGCCGCGCUGCCGAGAGUUGGGGCGGGGGUUCGUCUCGAACCUGGGAGCCGAGCGCAUCAUGGGAGGCUUGAAGAGGAAACACUCCAAUCUAGAAGAGGAGGAGGAGGAGGGUGAGAAGUGGGACUGGAAUCCAGCAGGUCUUCGGAGCUACCAGCAAGCCCUGCUCCGCAUCUCUCUGGACAAAGUCCAGCGCAGCCUGGGCCCCCGGGCGCCCAGCCUCCGCAGGCAUGUCCUUAUCCACAACACGCUGCAGCAGCUCCAGGCUGCCAUCCGCCUGGCCCCGGCACCCGCCCUGCCCCCAGAACCCCUCUUCCUGGGUGAAGAAGAUUUCUCCCUGUCCGCCACCAUCGGCUCUAUCCUCAGGGAGCUGGAGACAUCCAUGGAAGAACCUCCAAACCCAGUGGCUCCUGCAGACGUCCCGGACGAGGUGGUGAUGCCCCCGGCUGACCCGGUCUUCUUAGAAGCACUGAGUUCCCGGUACCUGGGGGACGCUGGUCUGGAUGACUUCUUCCUGGACAUUGACACAUCGACAGUGGACAGAGAGCCUACACUGGCUUCCCCAGAGCCUCCUCGUGGCCUCUUCUGUGCCCCGGGAUCCUGGGAGUGGAAUGAAUUGGACCACAUCAUGGAUAUUAUCCUGGGGUCCUAAGACUGUGAUUAGGUUGGGGGUGGGGGGAGAUCCACUCCCACAUCAACCUUAGUGGAUGUGAUGUGUGAGUUCGGUGGAGGCUCUAAAUAGCGAUGCUGGCCCCCCUUCCCUCCCAUUUUAGGGUUCCACAAACUGUCUUGCAUGUGUGUAUGUCUGGUCACCCUAGCCUUCUGUGAAGGUAGGUCUUCCUGAAUUAAUUUAUCUCUUCCAAAUGCCUUAACGAGACUCUGUUUCUGGGAGUCCGAUGAUGUCUCACACAUUUUCUUCUGCCUCCAGUUCCCACUGCCCUUGUGACCUCUAGGGCCUCAGGGAAGAUAAAGCUGGGCCUGUCAGAAGGUGACUGGGGGUGGGGGGCGGGAUGUUGCCAGGUUGCUGUGGAAACUCAGGCUGUGCCUCUUUGAGGGAGUAGAAGGGGCUGGUCUCCUCCCUUCGGGCUGAAGCCCACUUGCUUGGACUCCAGUCCCAGCAGCCUCCAGGCCGGACCACGUGCAAUAAAGUGGAUGUCAGCCUGCUCCAUGCCUCGUUAUUAACAAAAAAAAAAAAAGGCAGGGUUUGUGGUGACUUGUUUUAAUUGUAAUUUUUUUUAAAUAAAAGUAUUUUGGAAGUAU